Molecule: messenger RNA, 1922 nt
Organism: Cylas formicarius (sweet potato weevil)
Lineage: Eukaryota; Metazoa; Arthropoda; Insecta; Coleoptera; Brentidae
Gene: Dbp21E2
Product: probable ATP-dependent RNA helicase DDX28
Exons: 7
Coding region: 231-1214 (327 amino acids)
Molecular function (GO): ATP binding; nucleic acid binding
Source: RefSeq, a predicted model, not a curated record
UAAUACAUUUUCCUAAACCUGCAAAGUACAUCUCAUGGGACUUCAGUAUACCUAAUGAAGUUAUUGAGGCUCUCAAAUCACAAGGUAUAUAUGCGGCUACAGAAUUUCAGUCCAGAGCUAUUCCUACAAUUCAGACUGGUGUUCAUACCCUCCUUGCGGCAGAAACGGGAUGUGGUAAGACAAUAUCUUACUUAUUGCCUUUGAUCCAAGGUGCAUUGCAAAUAAAAUCAAUGAAUGAUGUGGGUAUGAAUAGUCCAAAAAUUGUUAUUUUGGUGCCUAACAGGGAAUUGGCUUAUCAAAUUGGAGAAGCUGCUACAAUUUUAAGCAGUCCUGUAGGACUUAAUGUUCGAAUAGUAGUGGGAGGAAGAACUAAAAAAAUGAUGGUCAACCCAGUCUUUGAGGAUGUGGAUAUUUUAGUGUCAACACCUGGUGUUCUUGGAAAACUAUCUACAGUUGGAGUUUACAGAUUGAGUGAUGUAAGGUGGGUUGUUUUUGAUGAGGCUGACACAUUAUUAGAUGACUCAUUUAUAGAGAGGGUAGAAACAUUAAUUAAGAAAAUGUCUCAAGCUCAACUUAUUUUAGUCUCUGCCACUUUACCAAGAAAAGUGCCUGAUUGUUUGGCCCCAUAUGAAGCUACUAUGGAACAGGUUCUGUCACCUAGACUUCACAAACCUCUCCUAAACAUCACACAGAAAUUUUUAAGGACCCUAAAGUCAACAAGACCAUCUCAUCUAUUGCAAAUUGCCAAGAAUAACAAGGACCCUAUGUUAAUUUUCACAAAUAGGAGUCCAACUAAUCAUUGGGUUGCUUUGUUCCUUCGAGAAAAUGGUAUUCCCUGUGCCAACAUAAAUGGUGAUCAGAAUUAUGCUGUACGGAUCGAGCAGUGGAACCAGUUUGUAAGCGGUAAGGUAAAUAUAUUGGCAGCUACAGAUGUCGGUUCGAGGGGUUUAAAUACGGUACAGGUGAAAAGCGUAUUGAACUACGAUUUUCCGGAAUUCGUUGCCGAUUACAUCCACCGAAUAGGCCGUGUUGGACGGAUCGGUAGUGCACGCCUCUGCAAAGCAACCAACUUGAUUUGGUCCAAGGAGGACGUCAAAAUGGUUCAGGAUAUUGAGCUGGCCAUUAGGAGAAAUGAACCGAUUUCGAACGUGGAUGGAAAUACCACCGGUUUAUUCCAAAGAAGAUUGUUGCAAAGAGUUCGAGAUUCCUACUAAUAGUAAAUUUAAAUCAAAGUUCUGUUUUUUAUCAAUAACGGUAAUAAACUUCGUUGUAUAAAUAAUGUCAGGUUUUUGGUAAACAAAUGCGUGUGUUCCGGCUUAAAGGGCAGAAAAUCUGUGAGCUUUAUGUUAGAAAAACAUGUUCCUCACCUAUGAAGGCAAUGUUUCUUUUGGUAAAAAUCGGUGAGGGUUUUUUUUUACGCAUUUUUAUUUUCGGAUUUACAAUUUAAUGAGACCUGCGGAGGGAAAACUAUUACCACAGAUACCAAAAUUGGAAAAGGUAGCAUUGUUUUCAUACAAGACCCAUAUCUGCAUUGUAUGGUUUAUGUUAUGUUAUGAGUCAGUCCGUUUAUGGAUUCAUCCGAGUGUUCAACAUUAAAGGAAAAGCUUGCGGUUUGAAAUCCAAACAAAACAAAUUGCUUUGGUUAUUAAUGUCGCUCAAGAAACAAUAAUAAUGGUAAUAAUAAUAAUACCUUUAUUUUCUAUACAGGCAAAUAUAUAUUGUAUAGUCACAUAAUCAAAAGGUUAUGUAAAAGAAUUGUUUACUGUGUAUAAAGAUCUUUGCAGUAUAUACUGCUUUAAUCUUAUUUUAAAAGUUGUUAAAGAGUUACAUUUUAUUUAAUCAAGAAGGCGAUUAAAGACUUACAGUCCCAGUAUACAGUGUGAUCUAGACGAAAUUUUAUAUUUGGCAGAAUUUUGUUUUGC